Molecule: messenger RNA, 320 nt
Organism: Mizuhopecten yessoensis (Yesso scallop)
Lineage: Eukaryota; Metazoa; Mollusca; Bivalvia; Pectinida; Pectinidae
Product: spastin-like
Exons: 2
Source: RefSeq, a predicted model, not a curated record
AGUAGAUUUUUAUGUUCACCUUAUUUGUUCAGCGUCCAGUAAGAUGUGGAAACCAAUGAGGCAGCCCCUGGCAGUGCACAAGAGUAACACCCUCCCUCGUAACAGUCGUCCCUCCAGUACGGGAGGGUCUUCCUCUGCAACUUCCUCCCCGGCACGCAAGUUCUCACACCAAAGGCAGCACUCACAGCAGAACCCAGGGGGCCGUCCUGUAAGAAAGGAAUUGUCUUCCCUGAAAUUGAAGAACAUUGACAAGAAGCUGGCCGAGACCAUCUUUAAUGAGAUAGUGGACAACGGUCCUCCAGUGCAGUUCACGGACAUCG